AACAAAAAAUUUUUGAUUUAUUAAUUUUUUUAUUUUUUUUUAAAGACAAGGACAUCAAGGAAAAACAUUUAUGAGAAAAAAAGUGGCGGAAGCAAAAGGUCAAGAGCCUGCUACAAUUUGUAUUGGCAACAAUAAUAACAACAGUCAAAGAAAACGUGUCGGAUCACAAUUGAGCACAACUAGUGGCAUUGAUGGAGGAACUGAUCAUGGAUUCCUUUCAUGGAGUUCUUUUAGAAAAAAGCCAAAUGGAAAUGCCGAUUUUGAAAGUGGCGACUUCCCUCUAUACGACAAUGAACCUGUCCACAAUUUUUUGGCACCAUAUAUCAGUGGCUACACAACACCUGGGCCGAGGGAGAGGGAAGCAAGUAAACAGAAAAAGGUGAAAACAUUUCAAAUUUUAAUUAGUAAAUGUUAG
Meloidogyne enterolobii is the source of this 415-nucleotide messenger RNA. Lineage: Eukaryota; Metazoa; Nematoda; Chromadorea; Rhabditida; Meloidogynidae. The record is from the annotation of a GenBank genome assembly.